ACUUUUCUCUCAGCGAUGGCUCUCCUGCACAGUGUCCUCUCUCCGGUCCUCAGCUGGAUGCGUCUCUAUUCACUAAUGUACAUUUUCAGUACUGGACUGCUUGCUGUGGUUGCAGUUUUGACUGUGAGGAAAGUCUGGUACUCUCACAGGCUGUCAUGCUUCAGCAAACCACAGGCACGCUCAUGGCUGUUGGGCCAUCUGGGGCAGAUCCAGAGCACAGAAGAAGGUCUCCAGCAGAUGGAUGAUCUGGUGAAGACAUACAAACACUCCUGCUGCUGGUUCCUCGGUCCUUUCUAUCACUUGAUCAGACUCUUCCACCCUGACUAUGUCAAACCUCUGUUAAUGGCACCUGCCAGCAUGACGGUGAAAAAAGGGCUCAUUUAUCACCACCUACAGCCUUGGCUGGGACACAGUGUGUUGAUCAGUAAUGGCGAGGUUUGGUCUCGCAAAAGACGACUGCUGACUCCAGCUUUUCAUUUUGAUAUUUUGAAGAGCUACAUUACCAUAUUUAACUCCUCGUCUAAAAUCAUGCAUGUAAGAUACACACAGCCAUGCAUACAGUUAUGCACAAAACAAUUUUUGGUUUUCGUGACCAUUUAGACAAGCAAACAUUUGAUCCAUUUUGAAAUGCCGCCUGUUGGUAAAAGUGGUGCAGCCAUGAGGAAAAUUAGCUUUACAAUUAGUUUUAGAUGCUUAAUGAGUCAUCAAAGUUGAUUAGUAGUAGGCCGGACGAGUAAAACUUAUUAAAUUU
Oreochromis niloticus (Nile tilapia) is the source of this 751-nucleotide messenger RNA. RefSeq names its product leukotriene-B(4) omega-hydroxylase 2. NCBI's taxonomy places the organism in Eukaryota, Metazoa, Chordata, Actinopteri, Cichliformes, Cichlidae. Bases 16 to 600 code for a protein of 194 amino acids. The transcript has 4 exons. Gene Ontology annotation, molecular function: oxidoreductase activity, acting on paired donors, with incorporation or reduction of molecular oxygen; monooxygenase activity; heme binding. The record is from RefSeq and is a predicted model, not a curated record.